This is a messenger RNA of Cheilinus undulatus (humphead wrasse), 3621 nucleotides long. It is a transcript of the gene zc3h7a, whose product is annotated as zinc finger CCCH-type containing 7A. NCBI's taxonomy places the organism in Eukaryota, Metazoa, Chordata, Actinopteri, Labriformes, Labridae. The transcript has 23 exons. Gene Ontology annotation, molecular function: miRNA binding; metal ion binding; protein binding. The record is from RefSeq and is a predicted model, not a curated record. Gene Ontology annotation, biological process: miRNA processing. The coding region runs from base 164 to 3130 and encodes 988 amino acids.
AAGAAGUGGAGGGCGGCCUUCAACGGAUACAGCACAUCUUGUCAAGUUAUUUUAGCUAUAACGAAAAAUCUGUUUCCCUCCGUCUUGGAAACGUACGCGAGGUUUGUUUGGAAUACAGAUCCAUUCAUGUUCUGACUAAGGAGGGGGCAAAAAACACGCAAACAUGUCUGGAGCGUGUCAGGACAGAAGAAGUCGCUGGCAGGAGAUUCAGAAAGGCCUACAGUUCAUCCAAUCAACUCUUCCAUUUCCAGGGAGUCAAGAUCAGUAUGAGGUGUUUAUAAAGGAUCUUGUGUGGAAUCUUUUCGGAGAAGGAAACGAUGUGUUCAAAGAAGGCGACUGGACAAAAUCCAUCGAGAUGUACACUGAAGCCUUGAGUAUAGCUGACUACGCUGACUCCGAAGACAUCUGUGUUCCAACAGGUUUACUGGAAAAGCUGUAUGCAAAUCGAGCUGCUGCCUACCUUAACAUUGUUCCAGGACUGUAUGACCAAGCAUUAGAAGACUGUGAAAAAGCUCUCCAGCUGAACGAGGGAAACUAUAAAGCUCUGUACAGGAAAGCAAAGUCCUUGAAGGAGAUGGGGAGACAUCAAGAAGCCUAUGAGGCUGUUGCCAAAUGCUCUCUAGCAGUGCCUCAGGAUGCCAGUGUCACACAACUGACCCAGGACCUUGCCAAAAUUUUGGGAUUGAAAAUCCGUAAAGCCUAUGUAAGGAGUAAGCCUGCCUUGAAUGUUUUGAGAGGAUCAAAUUAUCAAGAUGCAUCAUGUGAUAAGUUUUCCCAUGGCUCAUCUUCAGUUGAAGAUAUAGAAAUUGAAGUGCCUCCGCUGACAGAGAACUGCAGCGCCGUAACUCCAGUCCCAGCCCCAAUCCAAGCUCCCGCCACAAUCCACUUGCCUCUGAAUGAAGCCGUGCUGGAUGAACUUCCUGCCAUCAACAGUAUCUCCUCUGUGACCCCGUCUGAGCCUCCGGGCUUCGAGUCCAUGUCCCUGCCCGUUUCUGUACCCUCGUCCGUCCCGCUUGCUGUGCCCACAUUUGUUAACGGGUGCAGAACCAGUAAGCCUUGCUCGAUGCUGGAAACCAGUCAGGACUUUGACACGGACAUUAUCGGGGAUGACUUGGACGAUCUGCUGGACCAAGCUGGUCCUGAAUCAGCUAUGGUUAUCCCCACAGUCAAGGGGCCUCUUCCUUUGCCAACCAGUAUUGCCUCGGGCAGCACCAUGUCCAGUCCGUUCCUGAUGCCAUCUCACAUCAACCCUUUUCCUUUCAGCAGCACACAGCAGUGCACUGUCACCCUUCCCCCGCUCUAUCACAAGUCAGGGACCAGUACUUAUUUUGGCAUGGACACUUUUGAUGCCCUCACACCACCACUGGACUCCCUGGAUAGUCUUAGCAUAACAGACUUUAAAACAGAUUAUGCCUCAAACCCAUUCAUACCACAGUUGAAUAAUAAUGCCACCCCUAUGGGAAUGGCUGUGGGCAUGCCUGAAGUAAAGGGUCUACCUCCUGCUGUGGAUUUAGCCAAGAACCCUUUAGCAGAGACUCAUGAAUUCAGACAGGCGUGCUCAAUCUGCUAUGUUAAAACUGGACCCGGUGUGUUGGAUUAUGCACUUCAUACAGAAGAGCAUAAAUGUAAAAAGGACGCUUUACUUGGCAGAAUCAAACAUUCGCCAGACAAAUCUUGGAAACUCAUUCGCCCCAGGCCAACAAAAACCCAAUAUGUUGGACCCUAUUACAUAUGCAAAGAGGUGGCUGUUGGAAAAGAGUGCCUGUACCCUGGUCACUGCACAUUUGCAUACUGUCAGGAAGAGAUUGAUGUGUGGACUCUGGAGCGGAAAGGGUUUAUCUCCAGAGAGCUCCUCUUUGAUCCUUAUGGACCACACUCACAUGUCAGAUUGACCGUCCCCAAGAUCUUACAGGAGCAUCAUGGGAUAUUCAUGUUUCUCUGUGGAGUGUGCUUUGACCAUAAGCCCAGAAUAAUCAGCAAAACCAACAAAGAUGACCCCACACUCUGCUCUCAUCCAGUGACAAAGCACAACUUUGAGGAGCAUAAGUGCCUGGUCCACAUUUUGAAGGAGAACACGGUUCGAUAUUCUAAAAUCAGACCAUUGAGUCAUCAGUGCCAGCUGGAUCUUUGUCGCCAUGAAGUCCGUUAUGGCUGUGUGAGAGAGGACGACUGCUUCUACGCGCAUAGCCUCAUUGAGCUGAAGGUGUGGAUGAUGCAGCAUGAGCUCGGUAUCACCCAUGAAGGUAUUGUCCAGGAGGCAAAUGCAGCUGCUUCAUUUCAUGGCACACAGCAGCUUUCAACUACACAAAGGAGAUUUGGGCCUCCAACUCUGAAGAUGAUGUUUGUGUGCAGCCAAUGCUGGAGAAACGGCCAACUCAGUGAAGCUGACAAAAACAAGAAGUAUUGCACAGCCAAGGCUAGACACACGUGGGCGAAAGACAGGCGGGUGGUGCUUGUUAGUUCCCAUGAAAGGAAAAAGUGGACAACAGUUCGACCACUUCCAACCAAAAAACCCAUCCCGUCUCAAUUUGAGAUUUGCAUGCAUGUGACAGCUGGCAAGAAGUGUCAGUACAUCGGGAAUUGCACAUUUGCUCACAGUGCUGAAGAAAGAGACCUUUGGACUUACAUGAAGGAAAACAACAUUCCAGAUAUGGAACAGCUUUAUGAGCAGUGGCUGCAGUCUCAGAAACCUGGCUGGGGGGAUGAGGCCUCCAAUAACUCUGUGAGGGAGAAUGGCAAACAGAUCCACAUGCCAACAGACUAUGCUGAAGAGGUGGCUGGCAAUCACUGUUGGCUGUGUGGUAAAAACUGCAACAGUGAGAAGCAGUGGCAGCAGCAUAUCACUUCAGAAAAACACAAAGACCGAGUGUUUAACUCUGAGGACGAUCAGAACUGCUGGCAGUAUCGAUUUCCCACGGGCACUUUCAAAGUUUGUGAGAGGUUCCUCAAAGGCACAUGCACAGAGGAUGACUUGUGUAAACUGGCACACGGGGAGCAGGAACUAAAAGAGUGGAUGGAGCGCAGGGAAUUCCUUUUGAUGAAACUUGCCAAAGCCAGAAAAGACCAUCUUAUAGCACCAAAUGACAAUGACUUUGGAAAAUACAGUUUUCUCCUUAAACCCAUUAUAUAAAUCACAUGAUGGCAAUAUUCAUGCUCUCUUGCAAAUAAUGCAGUAUUCAAACAGUGUUGAGUCAGGUGAUCCUUGAAGGGCCUCUGAGGUGCACAGGACAUAGCCUGAUCCUGGCAUGAUUUAACAGAGGGGUUCAGGGCCGGCCCUCUGAUUGGUGGCUGGUUUACUUUGAUCAAGGAGUGUUAUCGCUAACAGCAACAACUGAGUGAGAGACACUUAAAGCUUUUGCUUUGCACCAUUCAGUAGACUAUCUGAGGAUGGUGGUAAAAACAGCAUGUGUAAACCAUGUUCAGAUACUCACAGUUGACCUAAAAAAAAAGUAAUUUCUUUUCAUAAGCAGUUUGUAUGUUAAUGAUCUUUACCCUUCAAUAAGUUUAAGUAUGGAAUACUUAAAUUGAGAGUUCAGUUGACAUUCUCACUUUUCCAUUUAUCUAAUAGUGUUACCAGUGUAAUGGGCACCACACCAAAUAAAGCCUCUUUUUUAAUCUGUG